AUGGAACUUCGUGGCUCAACAACUACCAUCCUCCCCAGCACCCAGGCAUGCAAUAUACACGGUGACGACGACAACGCCCACUCGGAUACCACGAAGCAGCGGAACCUUGCUCAGGACGAGGAUGAUCUGCAACUAUGGCUUGACCACACUGGCUUCUUUGAUUUGCAAUAUCGAAAGGAGAUACUCGCCAGUGUGCGCGAGCUGAAGGCAAUAGAGCUAGCAAAGGCCAAGGUCAUGAUGAGGAUUCGGAAUAGCCGACCUUCUAGGCAGCCCCAGGCUGACGCAGUAUCAACGCCGUUGCAUGCUCCCGAAUCCGCUUCACAGUACCAACCAACUACUUCCUCCUCGCCGUCGCUUACUCCCUCGUCAAUCAGGUAUUACCAGGGGGAACGAGGACGCCCCGAGGGUGCCAGAGCGGAAAAGCAGCCUCACUCACCCGUAUCGCAACCAUUUUCCCUGAGAACUGCUCCCAACAAGAAGAACACACGUUACUUUCUCGUAAAAUCAUUGAAUAUGACCAAUGUGUACAUGUCUCAGAAAGAUGGCCUAUGGGUAACGCAAACCAAGAACGGUGCACUGUUCAGAGACGCAUUUCGAACAUGUAGAUCCGUCGUGCUCUUCUUCUCCGUAAACAAGUCCAAGGCCUUCCAGGGAUAUGCGAAAAUGACGUCCGCUCCGGACGGCAAUAUCACUCGCCCCGGGUGGAUUAAUACCACCAUGGCUGACAUGUCAACUACAUUCCCUUUCCACGUCAGCUGGCUCAACGCUUUCGAGACCCCUUUCGAUCAAUUUGGGGAUCUGAAAAACCACCUCUAUGAAGACCGUCCCGUGUUUUUCGGGCGAGACGGGCAAGAGUACCCUGACGAGUGCGGCGUCAAAAUGUUGGAGAUUAUGGACAGAGCCAAGGCCGCCGCCGAGGGACUUCGAUCGUCGCCGACGGCCACCCCUCUUUCUCCUUCCGACUCCAUACGGAAGGCAUACAUGUGUGUGGGCGCCGAAGACGGCCACGGCGGAGCGGGAGCGCGGGCGGCGUCUUCGGCAUCAGCUGGCAGGUCUGGCGCUACUCGCAGCGAGGGUCUAAGUGGUUCUAGAUGGAAGAGGAACGAGUCAGAGAUUGUGGUUUCAAGCCUCGAUUCCGACGGCGAUGCCCGGCAGCCAGAAACGGUGAAUGAGUACCUGUUGUUGGACUAUCCUUGA
Ustilaginoidea virens is the source of this 1197-nucleotide messenger RNA. RefSeq lists its product as uncharacterized. Lineage: Eukaryota; Fungi; Ascomycota; Sordariomycetes; Hypocreales; Clavicipitaceae. Gene Ontology annotation, cellular component: nucleoplasm. Gene Ontology annotation, molecular function: N6-methyladenosine-containing RNA reader activity; mRNA binding. Gene Ontology annotation, biological process: regulation of alternative mRNA splicing, via spliceosome; mRNA splicing, via spliceosome. The coding region runs from base 1 to 1197 and encodes 398 amino acids. The transcript has 4 exons. The record is from RefSeq and is a predicted model, not a curated record.